Psilocybe cubensis is the source of this 1140-nucleotide messenger RNA. RefSeq lists its product as uncharacterized. Gene Ontology annotation, cellular component: mitochondrion. Gene Ontology annotation, biological process: mitochondrial tRNA threonylcarbamoyladenosine modification. NCBI's taxonomy places the organism in Eukaryota, Fungi, Basidiomycota, Agaricomycetes, Agaricales, Agrocybaceae. The transcript has 7 exons. Bases 1 to 1140 code for a protein of 379 amino acids. The record is from RefSeq and is a predicted model, not a curated record.
AUGACACACUGGCUCCGUGCACCUCUUUUAUGUAGGAAGCCUAGAGUCAGUCAUUUUGUCUAUGCACGCCAUUUCAACGUCUUAGCCAUUGAGUCAUCAGCCGAUGAUACGUGUGCUGCAAUUGUUGACUCAGCAAAGAAAAUCCAUGCGAACGUUGUUAUCAAACAGCAUAAUAUACAUGAAGAAUACGGAGGCAUCUAUCCCAUGAGCGCUAUAGGUUGCCACCAACAAAACAUGCCAUACGCUAUACGACAAGCACUUGCGCAGUCAGGGAUGAACAUUGUGCAUGAUAUAGAUGGAAUAGCAUUCACGAGGGGUCCAGGCAUGCCAGGCUGCCUGAGCGUAGGAAUGAAUGCCGCAAAAUCUCUUGCUUCUGCCUUGGACAAACCACUUGUUGGUGUCCAUCAUAUGCAAGGUCACGCCCUGAUAUCUAUCCUCACUGCUGACAGAGAAGAACCUAAGUAUCCGUUCAUAUCCCUGCUUAUAUCGGGUGGUCACACACUUCUUCUGCUUGCUACCUCCGCCAAUUCUUUCCAAACUUUGGCAACAACGAGGGAUGAAAGUAUAGGACGAUCGUUUGACAAGGUUUCCAAACUUUUAGAGCUUAAAUGGACUGACCUUGGUCCUGGUGAUGCUCUGGAGAAAUUUUGUGAAGAGGCUCCUGAAAUAAAAUGUCCGAUAAUACCACCAUUUCCUAGUCCUCUUGUGGGCCAGCUGGCAUUCUCAUUUUCGGCCUUCCACUCUCAUGCAAAGGCCUUGAUUUCUGAACAAAAACAACACGGAGAUCUACAGCUUUCAACAAAAAAAGCCAUCGCUCGCGCUUUUCAGACAGGUGUCGUGGCACAUUUGGAAGAAAAGCUCAUCCUUGGCUUGGCAUGGUGCAAGGAAAGGAACAUAUCGGUACGCGAUAUCGUUGUCAGUGGCGGUGUCGCAAGUAAUAUGUUUUUAAGACGUCGGUUACAAGGAUGCCUCAUUGAAUGCUAUCGGGAUGUCACAUAUAACCUAGUAUUCCCUCCUCCGGAUUUGUGCACAGAUAACGCAGUGAUGAUUGCAUGGGCAUCAAUGCACCGCUUUUUGACCAACGACACAGAUCCAUAUAGCAUAGAACUACGACCCAAGUGGAAUAUCGAAGAAUUGUAG